CCGCCUCCCGUGCGGCCCCGCCCCACCCACUCUCGCGGGCGGCCGCGCGGCUGCCGCCUCCCGCGCGUGGACAUGGCGCUCGACCCCGCAGAGCAGCAUCUCAGACACGUUGAAAAAGAUGUUUUGAUCCCUAAAAUAAUGAGAGAAAAGGCCCGAGAGAGAUGUUCUGAACAAGUUCAAGACUUCACUAAGUGUUGCAAGGAUUCUGGAGUCCUUAUGGUAGUAAAAUGCCGGAAAGAAAAUUCUGCACUGAAAGACUGUCUAACCUCUUACUAUAAAGAUCCAGCCUUUUAUGAAGAAUGCAAAAUGGAAUACCUGAAGGAAAGGGAAGAAUUCAGAAGAACUGGAAUUCCUACCAAGAAAAGGCUACAGAAGCUUCCCACAAGUAUGUAGGCAGAUAUUCAAGAUGAUGCUCAGGAACGCCAGUGUUCAUGGAAAUCAGUCACCUGAAAUAAUGGACUCAGGGAAGUGUGUUUCCUUUAUCCUUAAUUAUGGAAAUAACUUUAUCUGAAAUAAAGAUUUUUUUUUUAACCUCAAA
Molecule: messenger RNA, 538 nt
Organism: Budorcas taxicolor (takin)
Lineage: Eukaryota; Metazoa; Chordata; Mammalia; Artiodactyla; Bovidae
Gene: CMC1
Product: C-X9-C motif containing 1
Exons: 4
Coding region: 73-393 (106 amino acids)
Cellular component (GO): mitochondrion
Source: RefSeq, a predicted model, not a curated record